This is a messenger RNA of Ostertagia ostertagi, 228 nucleotides long. The record is from the annotation of a GenBank genome assembly. Lineage: Eukaryota; Metazoa; Nematoda; Chromadorea; Rhabditida; Trichostrongylidae.
AUGGAGCAGGCCUGCGCUCCGAAUUCUGGGACAGCUGGCGCUGGAGGAGGGACAACUGGUAAUGCAGCCGGAGCCGGUGCCACCAAUACUGGAGGAGCGGGAAAUGGUGGUGCAGGAGCCGGUGCCACUAAUACUGGAGGAACCACUAAUACUGGAGGAGCGGCAAAUGGUGGUGCAGGAGCCGGUACCAAUGGGCGAAAACGUGAAGUCGAUGUCAAUUCUCAUUGA